UGGGCUGGAUUGCUAGAGUGGGAUUUCUAGUCUUUCGGAGCGCAGUAUAUUUUUGCUUGACUAUCUUUAGAUCUGUGUGCGUUUAACAGUAAUAAAGACAUAUUUUCUGAAUCGGUAAAUGUCGAUAUUUCAGACUGGAUCUUUACAUCUGUAUACCGUCUCCAAUUGGAAUAAAUAAUUGAGGAAUGUGGAAAUUACAGAAUGCCCAACAGCGUUGGAAAGAGAUUUAAACCCACCAAAUACAUCCCGGUAUCUACUGCUGCCACUUUUCUUGUGGGAUCCACCACCUUAUUCUUCGUUUUUACGUGCCCCUGGUUGACCAACACGAUCUCCCCCGCCGUGCCUCUCUACAAUGGCGUCGUCUUCCUAUUUGUGCUGGCCAACUUCAGCAUGGCUACCUUCAUGGACCCUGGAGUCUUCCCCAAAGCGGAUGAGGAUGAGGACAAGGACGAUGAUUUCCGGGCACCUCUCUACAAGAAUGUAGAGAUCAAAGGAAUUCAGGUCCGGAUGAAAUGGUGUGCCACCUGUCACUUCUACAGACCGCCCCGCUGCUCUCACUGCAGUGUGUGUGACAACUGUGUGGAGGACUUUGACCACCACUGCCCCUGGGUGAACAACUGUAUCGGGCGUAGGAACUACCGUUACUUCUUCCUGUUCCUGCUGUCGCUAAGCAUCCACAUGGUGGGCGUGUUCUCCUUCGGCCUGCUGUUCGUGCUGCACCACAUGGAGCAGCUGGGCACGUUGCACACCACCGUUACUCUAGUGGUGAUGUGUAUAGCAGGGCUCUUCUUCAUUCCAGUCAUGGGCCUGACAGGCUUCCAUAUGGUCCUUGUCGCCAGAGGUCGCACCACUAACGAACAGGUGACGGGCAAGUUCCGUGGAGGAGUAAAUCCCUUCACGCGGGGUUGCUGUGGCAACAUCAAGUAUGUCCUGUGUGCUCCCCUGGCGCCCAGGUACAAUGGUGUGGACCCCAGGAAGAAGCCCCCUGUCUCCAUCCAACCCCCCUUCAUCAGACCAGACCUCUCUGACAGACAGAUCAGCAUCAAGGUCAGCAACAACGGGAUCCACACCAGUAUCCUCCAGUCUAAAUCCAAGAUCAGUCUGGAUGGCCUGGCCGUGGAUGACAAAGGCCUAGACACCCAGCCUCCGCUACCUCCCAAAGCAGAACGCUACAACCAGCUGAAGAGCCAGCUGACGUCCAGCCAAGAUAGUUCCCUGUCCGGCAAGACCCAUCCCUCCACCCCGGCCAUGUACAAGUACCGGCCCUCGUUCGGCACCAUCCCUAAAGUCCAUUACCAUGCGGCAGGAGAGAAGAUUGUAAUGCCAGAUGACCACCGUAAGGCGUCAGCCAUCUUGGAGGAGGGCCGUUGCCAUGUCGACUACCGCUCAGAGCCCAACCUGGACCUGCCUGACUACCGCAACGCCCCUCUCCACCGCUCCUUCCAGUCCUCCCCACUGCAACUGGACUCCUACCCCAUCAACUCCAGCUCCCUCAACCUGAAGCAGGCCCACCAGCGCAGGGACAAGGGCCAGCUGCCUGUCCUGCAGCCUGAGACCGUCACCUCCACCCCAUACAAGAGCGUCUUCUCCCCACUGUCCAACCGCAACAGCAGCCUCUCCUACGACAGCCUGCUCAACCCCAGCAUUUCCCCAGCCACUGCAGCCGAGUGCAUGGCCCACCCCGGCAUGCCCUCUAUGGGCUCGCACUCACCCUACCUGCCAACCAAAAUGUGCCACGUGCGGGGGCCUGAACCUCAGAUCCAGAAGCAGCAGGUCCCCCCCAGCUUCAGCCCGGUGUUGGGCUCCGGGGGGAUGGGGAUGAGCAGGGGCAGGGGCAGGCAGUCCCCACAGAACAGGGACCUGUCCCCGGUGUUGGGCUCCAGGGGGAUGGGGAUGAGCAGGGGCAGGCAGUCCCCCCAGGACCGGGACCUGUCCCCGGUGCGCUACGACAACCUCUCCAAAACCAUCAUGGCCUCCAUCCAGGAGCGUAAGGAGAUGGAGGAGAGGGAGAAGCUGCAGCACCAUGGGGGGUGCUCCCAGGCUCAGUCCUAUGCCCAGGCUCAGGACUCAGGCAUGUUCGACAGCUCUGGAGGGUACGGCCUGCCUCCCAGCGCCUGCUACCCGGAUAGUCCCCGGGACCCCAGCUCCAGAGGUCCCACGCCUCCAGCCUACAGAGGCUCUAGGGACAACCUGAUGGGGGUGGUGAGCUACGGGCCUCGGACCCCCGUGCUGCGCUCCUCUGGUGGCUCCUCUCUGGCACGUGCCCCCAGGACUUCCUCCAGCUCCCUGCACACUGACAGCAGCAUGCAGGGAGGCAGGGUCCCUGAGACCCCCUGCCGCUCCCCACCCCACCAGCCCCACCACUCCCCUGCCAAGCCCCAAUCCCCCUCCUACACCCACAAGAAACUCUCCUUCAUCCACGCCCUGGAGAGAACAGACUCACCCCGCCUUGGUGGCCCAAGAGAGGCCAUGAUGCAAAGUAAAGUGAAUGGGCAAACAGACUGCCAUCUAGGACCCAACAGCUCCAGUGCCCAGGGCACCACUCUCAGCCCUAGCCGCCACAGUAAUGUCAAAAAGGUGACUGGGGUGGGUGGCACAACCUAUGAGAUAUCUGUGUGAAAGGGCUGGGGCCCGGGGCGCCAAACCUUGAGGGAAGAGGCAGCAUUCUCAUGGCAUCCACAUCCACUGACAACAACAACUGUGCUACACAGAGAGGGUUCUCUUCUUCCUUUGACCUUUUUUUAUUCGAUAUUGUCCAAUCAGGGGCGCAUAGCAUUUCCUACUUGGGAAUUAUUGGCGGACCUCUGCUCUUUCCGUGCCUAGCCCUUGGUCUCUGUGUCUGUACUGGAGGAGUGCGCCGUGAUAAGUGUGUGUUUGAUGGGAAAAUAACAACUUCAACCUAAAGAGGGCUGAUGUUCUUACUGAGUGUUUUGUUGAAUUUUGUGGCUUGUUAGUCAUCAGUGGACAGUCUGAAUGAGAUCUUAAAUUUGGCGUUUACAGCAUCUCAGUUGCGGUCUAGGUGCUGUUCUGUAUGAUCACACUCACUAACCACCCACCCAGGCCGCGAGAGGUUAAUACACUGACACCCUUACACAUACAGAUGAUGCCACAUGUCUUUGUUCAGUCACAUUCUCUGAAAUAGCCAUGGUAUGGGGAGCCACCUCUAACCCAAUAAGUCAUGCAUACAGCACCAAUCCAUUCGAUUUAAGCAUACAGCACCAAUCCAUUAGAUUCAAGCAUACAGCACCAAUCCAUUAGAUUCAAGCAUACAGCACCAAUCCAUUAGAUUCAAGCAUACAGCACCAAUCCAUUAGAUUCAAGCAUACAGCACCAAUCCAUUAGAUUCAAGCAUACAGCACCAAUCCAUUGGAUUCAAACAUACAGCGUCAAUCCAUUGGUUUCAAGCAUACAGCGUCAAUCCAUUGGUUUCAAGCAUACAGCGUCAAUCCAUUGGUUUCAAGCAUACAGCGUCAAUCCAUUGGUUUCAAGCAUACAGCGUCAAUCCAUUGGUUUCAAGCAUACAGCGUCAAUCCAUUGGUUUCAAGCAUACAGCGUCAAUCCAUUGGUUUCAAGCAUACAGCGUCAAUCCAUUGGUUUCAAGCAUACAGCGUCAAUCCAUUGGUUUCAAGCAUACAGCGUCAAUCCAUUGGUUUCAAGCAUACAGCAUCACUCCAUUUGAUUCAAGCAUACAGCGUCAAUCCAUUGGAUUCAAGCAUAUACACAUACCUCUUAUGAAUUCAAGGUGCUUUCAAGGUGCUGACCGUGUCUGUCUUGUCCAACAACAUGUUGGCCAUUACCAUCGCACCAGUCAGUGUUAGAUCAAUGCAAUCUUUAAUACUGUUCUAAUACCAUCACAAGAUGGGCUGAAUGGAUAUCAAACUGUUAAAUGGCAAUACAACAGUGCUGUGUGGCACUCAGAGACACACAGGUCUUGAAUUUCUCCAACUACAUUUAUCCUCUGAGUUUUGAGGUGGUGUUUCAGGGCUUACAGUACAGGAGCAUAUUCAUCUCAACUCUAGCUGAGUUCCAGUAUUUAUUUCCCUUUAUAAACUGGGUGGUUCGAGCCCUGAAUGCUGAUUGGCUGAAAGUCAUGGUAUAUCACACCCAAUACCACAGGUAUGACAAAACAUUUAUUUUUACUGUUCUAAUUACGUUGAUAGCCAGUUUAUAAUAGCAAAAAGACACCUCGGGUUUGUGGUACAUGGCCAAUAUACCAUGGCUAAGGGCUGUAUCCAGGCACUCGACUUUGCGUUGUGAGCAUGAACAGCCCUUAGCCAUGGUAUAUUGGCCAUAUACCACAUCCCCUUGUUCCUUAUUGCUUAAGUAUAGCAUAAGCUACAGUUAUCAGUAACAUAGUCCAACAUUCUAUCUAUUGAUUUCCAUAUCAUGUUUGAGUGACCCCCGACACAGACCAGUGCUAAGAAGAUACACAAAAGCCUCUGCCACUGAGUGUUACAGAGGUGGCUGUUAUCUGUGAUCUAUCCUGAAUACCCCAACAAAACGGUCCUCCCCAUAUUCAGGACAACUCCCACCAGCUAACCAGUCAGCCAUGCACCGCCAAAACAUCUAAUAGGCAAUUUAUUACUUUUGUGACUUAGUAUUUUUAGUAUAAUAGGUCUACCCAUAAUAAGUUAUGUUAAAGCCAUGUAUAAUUGUUUUGUUAUGAUUCAUAUCAAGAGUGGAAAAAGUCUUCAGCUGUGUUACUACAUGAAAACCUGUCACCCAUUGCUAUUUAGUAGUUUUUUUUAUUGAUAUUUUUAUUUUUAUUUCCAACCUUUCGAAAAUGUUUGAUACAUCUUGCUUUUUAUACAGAUACUCAAGCUUGGAAUGGAUGUUUGGAUUUUGAGUGGAUUUUGUUAAUUUAUAACUUAAGUGAAUUAAUGAAUAAGUACCAUAGCCGAUAUAGGGAAGGGGGUAUGCUAGUUUGUUGUAUGCUACAGUGUAAAAAAUGUUAUUGAUUAAACUGUGAUGAAGCAAUGUAAAGUUAUACAAAGCGGAUGUCAUUUAAAAAAGUGUCAAAGUUGGCUACUAACCCUGAUUCUGUUAAAGCUCUGGGUACUCCUGAAAUCCAUCCACUUUAAGCAGCUGUCUGGCACAGCAAACCAAAUGAAUUACAAGACAUGAGUAAAGUCAUGGAUAAAACAAUGGGACUGUUGUUUUUUUGUUGUUCACUAAUGAAAAGAAAAUAUAGUUUGAUAGGUACAUCAAUUUUUUUUCUUUAAAAAACACUGAUUAAAUGUAGCUUGAAAGUUUCCCUCUGUUUUGUAUCUUUUCUUGUUUGUAAAAGGCUCUGAACAUUUGAGGUGAGAAAUGUCACCUGGUCAUUUGCACAUUCUUAGUGUUGAAGACAGAAUUUACAUGGAUGUAAAGGACCCUAUUUGUUUGCAACUACACACUGGAUCCAUUAAAUGACCAUUGUGGCCUUUCAAGAGGACAAUGAUGCUUACUGCACAAAGAAAUUGGAUAUGACAGGUAACCAGGUUGCACUGUGGGACAACCACCUAUGAAAUUCCACCAAUAAUUCUAAUCAUGCUUAUAGCUGAAUGGUCCCACUUAUGUAUAGACACAUAAAAAAAAAGAAGUUUGAACUUAUUGUACCUAUUCAUUGUGAUACUCACUUUAACUGAAAGUACCAUAAUUGUAGAUAUCGUAUGAUAGAUGUAUAUAUUGGGAACAUAUACAUUUAUCAGAGCACACAGAAAGAUGUGACCCUCACAUUGGAGAUAGUAGAGAAGAGAAUACCCCUUGCCAUGUAUUGUUUUUUUAGCCUGUUAUUUGUGGCACAUACCAUUCCAUUUCUCCAUCUUAUCAUAUUAUCAGUUCAAUUGCAGACCAUAAGCUUCAAAUAUGACAACACAAAUUGAUAACUGGUCCAACCCCAUAGCAGACCCUAAUUGUAUUAUAUUAAACAUGGCAAAGGGAGCUAGUUAGGUUAAUAUGCCAUACUCUUUUCAGCUGAAUGUACAGUAUUGGGUCACUUGUCUCAUAUUUAACUCAAAUUCACCUGUGUUCCUUGCAGGUGACUGACCCAACAUUGUUGAUACAUACUUGAAUCUUCCCCUUCAAGCACAGAUACACUUGACAAAAGUGAUUGUUGUUAUUCUUCCUUUAGAUUACAGACACUUUUGUUUUUUAUUUUUGCUGUCUGAUGGAUAUUUCACCAAGGGCUCGAUUCAAUCCGUAACACUGAAGUUUGAUUUGAGUCCCAAGUCACCUCACCUGAACAAUAUGAACUAUUGCAGAUUACUUGUUGCUGUAUGUCUUGCUUAUCAUAAUCAGAUGUAGUAUUUUGUAACAUUUGUUAUAUGAAUAGAAAAAUAAAUGUAGACAGUGUAUUGGAAAUACUGUUAAUGUACAUGCUUAAUUAUUUUUGUGAUGACAGAAUUAGAAUAAAGAAAAUGUUUGUCAAGCCUAUGCAUUCACUAGAUUGACGUUGAACAUUUCAGUGACACAGAUUGAAAUGUUUCUAUUUCUAUCUAUCUCAAUGAGAUUUCAGUUAUAUCUGGUGGAAUGUAUUAGAAUGCAUUUCACUUGUCACCACAUCACAGUUACAUCACUUAAAUGGUUGGUGAAUAAGUAUCAAUUACCUCAAAAAAGUAAUAAAUCAAAUGUAUUUAUAAAGCCCUUUUUACAUCAGCCGAUGUCAAAGUGCUGUACAGAAACCCAGUCUAAAACCCCAAACAUCAAGCAAUGCAGAUGUGGAAGUACAAUAGUUAGGAAAAACUCCCUAGAAAGGCAGGAACCUAGGAAGAAACCUAGAGGAACCAGGCUCUGAGGGGUGGCCAGUCCUCUUCUGGCUGUGCCAGGUGGAGAUUACAACAGUACAUGGCCAACAUGAAAGCGUUAGUAUAUCUUACUGGAUUGUGUAUAAACAUUUUAAUACAGACCAUUUUGCAAGGCAGACAGCAUUGGUUUUCCAUACCAAACUGACUGAUGCACAUAGGAAUUCCUCUCUAGGGCUGACACAAUUACCGUAUAACAACGUAACCGACGGUAAUGGAUGAAGACCGUCAUGAAAAUAAAACUGUCAUAGCUGUUUAAAAAAUAGUGUGGAACGAACAAUUUACUGAAGACGGGACAGCCAGCCAUUUGUGCGGUUCAGUCCGUUUCUGCUGUAAUUGACUCUACAACGUGACAACUUUGUUGCUCUUUGCUGAAACAAGCAAGGUGUUGUAGCAAACAAGUCUAUGAUUGCCAAGGCAAUGCCCUCUCCCUGCAGCAGCAGCACAUGCAGUCAGGAGUCAAGGAUAGGAGAAAAUGUCCAGAUUUUUCUCAAAUUCAACAAAAAAAAUUCAGUGACCGUCACAGCCCUCCCUAUUCCUCACUCCACAUAAAAUAGCAAAGACAGACUAAAUGGUCUUUGAGAGCUUUUAUUGGAAGGUGGAGGAAACAUCUUAAACCAUUUUGAGUGGAAAUGAAAAGCAACAUUCCAUCCAUGUACAUGUAUUUACAGAUGCACUGGCACUUCGAUGCAGGG
Messenger RNA from Oncorhynchus kisutch (coho salmon), 7477 nucleotides. RefSeq names its product probable palmitoyltransferase ZDHHC8. The transcript is spliced from 11 exons. Bases 202 to 2619 code for a protein of 805 amino acids. Gene Ontology annotation, biological process: protein palmitoylation. Gene Ontology annotation, molecular function: palmitoyltransferase activity. The record is from RefSeq and is a predicted model, not a curated record. Lineage: Eukaryota; Metazoa; Chordata; Actinopteri; Salmoniformes; Salmonidae.